Messenger RNA from Drosophila guanche, 813 nucleotides. RefSeq names its product survival of motor neuron-related-splicing factor 30 (gene Spf30). The record is from RefSeq and is a predicted model, not a curated record. Gene Ontology annotation, cellular component: cytoplasm; nucleus; precatalytic spliceosome. Gene Ontology annotation, biological process: mRNA processing; regulation of alternative mRNA splicing, via spliceosome. The coding region runs from base 80 to 811 and encodes 243 amino acids. Lineage: Eukaryota; Metazoa; Arthropoda; Insecta; Diptera; Drosophilidae. Gene Ontology annotation, molecular function: RNA binding. The transcript is spliced from 3 exons.
GCGUAUGUCAGUAUAUUUGAUCGAUAAUUCCGCGUUCGCACUGCUUUUCUUUUUAGUAAACAAAAAAUAUAUUAAUUAAAUGGCAGACGAUUUGCAAAACUAUAAAUUGCAGUUGCAGCAGGUCGAAGCUGCGCUGCAAACUGAUCCAGAUAAUGAAGAGCUCCUGAAACUGAAGAGUGAUCUGGAGGAGGUCAUUACGUUAACACGUGAUUUGAUUAAAACACAUUUGGAAGAGCAGCAAAAGUCUUCCUACGUAGAGCCAUCAUCAUCUAAAGCAGCGUCCGCAAACUAUUUCGAUGAAAUUGAGGCUGCUCUUUUGGAGGCUGAAAAAUUAGUCACUGCUGCCAAAGUAUGGAAGAUUGGAGACAAAUGCCAAGCUAAAUGGAAGGAAGAUCGACAAUACUACGAUGCAACCAUAGAAGGCAUAACCAGCGAAGGCGAAGCCAGUGUGAUAUUUGAUGCCUACCAGAAUCGUUCAACAACCACUGUGAGCGAAUUGCGCGAACGUACCACUCGGAACGAAGUUUUUCCGUCAAACAAACGUCACAGGCCCAAUCAAAAGGAAUAUUUAAAAAAAAGAAAACAAAAGAAACAACAGCGCUUCAAAGACUUGGAGGAAGAGCGGGAGUCUGAUAAAAAUAAAUGGAUACACUUUACCACUAAAAAUCAUAAGAAGCCGGGAAUGAAAGUUAAGAGCAUAUUUGCCUCACCGGACAAUGUAAGCGGUAGAGUUGGCAUCGGUACAUGUGGAACGGCGGGAAAAGGCAUGACUGAUUUUACUGUUGGCGAAAAAUACCGCAAAGGUCUCUGAGA